CCGGUUUCAUGCGCAUGGGAAAUGAUUUGGGGAGCAGCAUGGAUGGAUUUUCUUUGGCCUAUCGAAGGCAACCGCACAAAGUGAGAAGAAUCAACGGCUGGCUUUGAUCAUCGUCGCAGGAUCAACGGCUGGCUUUGAUCAUCGUCGCAGGAACUGGACCAUGAUUCGAUGUCGUCAAUUUUUGAGGGGUCAAGUUUGAGGGGUCAAGCAUGACCAAUUUUUGAAGGGAUGGUGUGAAUUAUUGUCAGCUGUGGGCGCGAGGAGUCGAGGACGGCAUCUGGGUUUAGGGUUAAGCCUUUCUUCCGGUGAUUGGUCAUGCUGGGCACGUCGCAAAAGAGUGGAAGAAGCCAGGAGGAGUCGAAAGAGGAGUUUGAAGACGUCGUAGGGCUGCCAGAGGGGGAGGAUCUGUGGUCAUGGACCAACUCCCGGACUCUUUGAUCUUGAAGAUCCUCUCUUCUCUCAAGUAUGCGGAGUACAUUGUGCGGUGCUCUGUGCUGUCCAAAAGACUUAAUGAACUGGUUUGGCAGGUUCCUGAGGUGUAUUUCCGACCAGUGCCGGGCAUUUAUAAGUGCGAAUGGGGCUCAGAAUAUGGACUUCAGCAAGCAGUGACAGCUACUGUCUCAAAGACGAAGUGCUUAAAGCGGCUUGUCGUGAAGGGGGAUGAAACAGACCACAUCACACAAUACGCAAUGCGAACAUGGCUCUCACAUGUGGGGAGCACUCUGGAGAGUCUGGAAUGGGACUUCCGCCUCUUCUCACCCUCUCGUGUCUACGUCUACAGUGUUCAUCAUCCAAUGAACUUACUCGCCUAUUGCAAGAGAUUGAAGAAGUGCAAACUCCAAUUUCAAGGUCAUGGCGACUUCCUCACAAGCAUCCAGUUACCAUCGCUUCUAGGCACCUUCAAACAGUUACAAGUGCUCAGUGCUCCUUGGUGUGUGGAGGACAAGCAGUCAGUCAUUUCUACGUGGCUGCAGCUCCUACCCAAUCUUGAGAGGCUCACUCUCCAACCGGUUAGUGGCCCGGCUCUGCAGCACCUUUGCAUUGAGGGGUGCAUGCCAAAGCUCCAGGAACUCACUAUAGAGACUGAGGAUGAUAACGAAUUGGUGCUGAUCGACCUGCCGAGCCUGGAGACUCUCUUUGUUUCUGCAUGCGGAAGCCUGAAAGUCAGGAGUGGUGCGAAGCUUAAGCACCUGCGUCUGGAUGUCUCACGGAGCAUGCCAGAUGCGGUCUGGGAUCUGAGUGAUGAUGUGCAGCUUAAAACGUUGGAAAUAACUGGACGGUCGUAUCAUUGGUGUGGAAGGGAGACAUGGGAACGCUGUCGUGGCCUGUUCACGAGGAACAGGAGGAGCCUGCAGACUGUAGGCUGGGAAACCCUGCUUGCAAAGCCGAUGGAUGAUUGUGUAAGCCGGAAGUAUCUGGAUUUCAUAAUCCUGGCAGCAACAAUCCAGCCAUCGGUAUUGAGUGAGCCAUUUCCGCAGCUGCAGAAUUUGAGGUUGCUAAGACGUUCGUCGCUCUGCCAAUCACUGAGGCAUCGGCUGGAAGAGCUUCAACAGGGAGAAUGUUCUGGCAUAAAUAGCUCUCUGCCCCCCGCUGCUGCGAGUGUCAGCUCUUCGAGUUCAUCGUUAGGCCUUUCAGGUGAUAAGAUCAUUGCCUUCUUUAAGAGGCAAUAUGCAUACUGCAGGUUGUAUAGGCUUUACGUGGAGCAUUUGUCUAUCGUUUCAGCACUGGUUGAGUUGGUUCCCAUGCUCGAUAGCAUGGAGAUCUCUGCCGCGUGUGUUGAGGGGGAACCAAUGGCCUUGCUCGGUGGCUCAGAAGAUCGGUGCAGCAGAGUGAAGUUGAGGUUUCAGCUCGGGAAAAGCUAAUAACAAAAGUAGAGGGGGGGAUAUAAGGCAUCUGGAAAGGGGAGGAGAACCGUUGGCCUUGCUUUGUGGCUCAAAGGACUGGUGCAGCAUACGGAAGUCGAGGAGGUGUCAGAUUGGAAAGCACGGAAGAAUGACGGUGGGGGAAGAACAACGGCCGAGGGGACACAAGCGUUUCGAAAGGGAAGGGACAAAAGGGAAAGUGGGACCAAGGGGGGGACACGAGGGGGUAUGGUGAUGGACGAGGUCACGGAAGCCCAAAAUUUCUGCGUUCGACAAAAUGCCCAACUCAACCCAUGGCUUUCAACCAGGAUUACCAGGAGAUGAUGGCAAGGGAGGAACUGGUGGGAAUGCCGUGGCUUCCUUAGGCCUUCAUGAUGGCCGUGGCUUCCUUCGCGGAAGGUGAGGUGAUGAAAUAGUCAUCUCAUUGGUGUUUGUUUAGUUCGCAUGCAGCAGGGUGGCAGAGUGCUUACUGGUUCAGGUUUGUAAUUUUUGAGUGAGGACAACAUGAAAGGUUGUUUGGGCACAGACACCGAAUCCUUAUAUUUGUGGUUUCUGGAGCAGGAUAUAAGCUUGGAUCUGUCAGGUCGAGCAAAAAUGGCGUGGUGGAAGCUACAGGGUACAGGGUAAGAACAGUCGAUUCCCUAUGUUUGUAGCUGAGAUGCCCAGUCUUUUUUAUCGUAAUGUACAUCUGCGUGGUGGAAGCUACAGGGUACAGGGUAAGAACAGUCGAUUCCCUAUGUUUGUAGCUGAGAUGCCCAGUCUUUUUUAUCGUAAUGUACAUCUGCAGUAGCGUACGCAAUCCGUCAAACACACCGCCAGCCCAUGUUUCACAGCUGUGAGCCUUUGCAAGUUCUUGCCUUCAGGCCAUGUGUUCUUAAUCAACCACCUGGUUUGGUUGAGCUCUGCAUAAAGCACAGGAUGAGCAGGAUCAUAGAUAGCACUCUUAGAGGUGGACAUCGAGAGAGGAUGAUUGAUAUGGUGAUAUGGGAGUGCGUUCUGCUCUCCAUUGUUCAAGGGCCUUGCUUCAUGAUGGUGAUGGAGAUGCAAGCAGGAAGGUAAGGGUGGACAUCAGGUCUGGGCUGUCUGGUGGUAGCUGUGUUCAAUUCUUGUGCUAUUUCUGUGCUGAACGCUGGGAAGUUUCUGUCAUUUUCGCACUGUUAUGUUUGUUUCUCGUCAUUGACCCUUUUUGCACCCCGUAUUUGGUCUCUCUCUCUCUCUCUCUCUCUCUCUCUCUCUCUCUCUCUCUCUCUCUCUCUCUCUNCUCUCUCUCUCUCUCUCUCUCUCUCUCUCUCUCUCUCUCUCUCUCUCUCUCUCUCUCUCUCUCUCUCUCUCUCUCUCUCUCUUUCUCUCUCUGUGGUUCCUGCUGCUCGUUCUUUGCCCCGAAUACUUGGUUGGUUGCUACUGCUGUUAUUGGUUCCUGCACUCAUUCUUCUGAAGCAUCUGAAGAACCGUCCGUCCUCUCUGGGUAUUGGAGGCUUUUCUCUUGCCUUUGUGCUCAUAUAUGUGCACUGACAAGGUUUACUGGCUUGGCUAUUGCUUUUGAGCCAGGUCUGCUUUCCAGGAGGUACUUAGCAGAAGGUGUCUGUGAUGUAAGGACAGUGAAAUAAUAUUAAGUUCUAACCAGGCCACCCGAGGGGGAGAGGCCGACGGAGGAGGGCAAGGGGGAGUGUAAAAGAAAGCGGUUACGCAUUCUCUUUUUCUUUAAGGGCGCUUUUGAUGAUGCAUCUCUCAAAGGCAAAACAAUCUAAUAAGAUACUCGGAAGAAAGUAAAGGCCGUAGGCUUGC
Messenger RNA from Chara braunii, 3647 nucleotides. NCBI's taxonomy places the organism in Eukaryota, Viridiplantae, Streptophyta, Charophyceae, Charales, Characeae. The record is from the annotation of a GenBank genome assembly.